AUGGCUAAAAAGAGAGGAGAGAUUGCAUUGCAAGAAGAAAUUGUGGACGAAGAUAGUUGGAACGCACUACGUAUAAAGCAAGGGUUAAUAGUUGUAGAUGUCUACCAAGAAUGGUGUGGUCCUUGUUCUGCUGUUGUUGGUCUUUUUAAACGACUCAAAACGGAACUAAACGACGAUUUGUUGCAUUUUGCAGUUGCAAGAGCAGAUACUGUAGAAAGCUUUCAACUGUACCGAGGGAAGUGCGAACCUUAUUUCCUAUUUUUUGGAGGUGGAUGCCUUGUUGCAGCAGUAAAAGGAGUAAAUCCCCCACAGUUGGAGGAAUGUAUCUUAAGCAAGUUAAAGCAAGAACACGAUGUUAUAAGCGGCGAAGCUGAAAGGGUUGAGAUACGUGAUCCUAUGGUUAUUGCUAAAGAACUAAAAGAGGCAGAGAUUAAACAAAAAAAAGAGGAGGAGGAGGAGGUUGAACAGGAGCUUACCUUAGCAGUACUGAAACCUGAUGUUGUUCAGUCAGGAGUAGCAGAACAGAUUAUUGGAGAACUCGAAGAUAAAGGUAUCGAAAUACUCGAAAGCCAAGAACAUUUGUUUACUACUGAAGAGGCUGAAAUCUUCUAUGAAAAUGUUAAAGAUCAGCCUUAUUUUCAAGAUCUGGUUGGAUUUAUGACAUCUGGUCCAAGCAAAAUUAUAGUCUGUGCAUUAAAAGGCAAGCAAGACAUUAUCAGUGAGCUGAGAGGGCUAAUUGGACCGUCUAUUUUUGAAAAGGACUCAGAGGAAAUGAAUGAAACGAUAAGAGCAAAGUAUGGUACAGGAAUAAUCAAGAAUGCGAUCCAUGCAUCAAGCUCAAAAGAAGAGGCUGCAAGAGAACUAGCGUUUUUCUAUCCAGGUUAUGAGCCACCAGUAAUUACAGUGAAACGUACCCAACCAGUUGGUAAAGAACAUGAAGAAACAGUUCAUGCUACUGGAAAACAUGAAAUUGAACGAACAGUUGCAGUAUUACGACCACAAGCUUAUGAAUUAUAUAAAGAUGAAAUAGUAAAACAAAUUAAAAAUUCUGGAUUUACAAUAGCACUGGAGAAAGUUAUACAACUGACUAAAGAACAAGUAGAAGAAUAUUAUAAGGAGCAUAUGGGACAACCAUAUUUUGGGGAAUUAACUACUGUAAUGUCCAGUGGUCCAUGUUUGGCUUUAUUAUUAGCUAGAGAAGAUGCUGUCGCUAAAUGGAGAGAAAUGUUAGGCCCAGAAAGUGUUAAUGAAGCUAAAGCUACAGCUCCUGAAUCAUUACGAGCUCAGUUUACCAUGACCAGUGGGAAAAAUAAAGAAAUCAACCUUCUACAUGGAUCAGCUAACGAGCAUGAAGUGGAGAAAGAUAUUAAUGUAUUUUUCCCAGUCGAAAAGACAGUUGCAGCCAUUAAACCAGAUGCAUAUGCUAAUAGAGAUGAAAUUAUUGAAAGGAUUGAAUCAGCUGGUUUUCAUGUGGCAGCACGUAUAGAAACAACUCUUACCAAAGACAUAGCUCGAAAACUAUAUGAAAACUGUUCUGGUCAACCAUUUUACGAUGAUCUAGUUAAUCAUAUGGUCAGUGGUCAAACUUUGUUCAUGAUUUUGACAAGAAGUAAUGCAAUUUCCGGUUGGCGGCAACUUAUGGGACCAACAGAUCCAAACAAAGCAUCUGACGAAUCAUCAGAAAGUAUUCGUGCAAUUUAUGGUAGAGAUAUUCUUCGUAAUGCAGUUCAUGGAUCAUCAAAUAAAGAUGAAGUUCAGCGGAUUCAGAAUUUAUUAUUCAGCCGUAUCGAAGCUAGUGAAGAAAACCAAACGAUGUCGUCAAGAAGUAGUAGACGAGAUUCAAUAAAUGAAGAAUUGGAUACGGAUAAAGAUCACUCAUAUGAAGUUAAAGAAGAGCAAGAAGCUGAACCAGCUAGAUCACAAGAAAAUGAAGAAACAAAAGGUGGGGUUCACAAAACUCAAGAUACAUAA
Messenger RNA from Schistosoma rodhaini, 1971 nucleotides. The record is from the annotation of a GenBank genome assembly. NCBI's taxonomy places the organism in Eukaryota, Metazoa, Platyhelminthes, Trematoda, Strigeidida, Schistosomatidae.